CAGAUUGUUGGGCAGAGCCUGUAUUUGGGGACCUGAACGCUGCUUUAAUCAACCCUGGAUUCCUGGGGCACCUAGUAAAUACCCUUUUGGUAAAAACAGAAUCGCCUUGGACAGAGCGGUGGAGUUUCCCCCGCCGCCCGCUCUGGAGGAUGUGGAGCUGUUGCACCGAGGACCAAAGAUACUAGCUCCUCUAUAAUCUUUGCCGAGAACGAGCAGCAAGCAGGGGGCCGGGCCGGGCCGGACCGGAGUUUGGUGCCGCAGUUUGCCGGCGGGCCGCUGUGCGGGGUGAGCGGCGGCCGGGGCCGGGCCUGGUGGCGGAUGAGCAACUCUCUGCGCCGGGUGGCGUGUGCCGUGUCGGGCGGCGUGGACAGCGCCGUGGCAGCGCUGCUGCUCCGCCGGAGAGGUGACCUUUAAGGUUUAUGUGAAAUGAAAUGAAAUGAAUCUCUUUAUUGUCAUUGCACAUGGUACAACAAAAUUUAAAAGUCAAUCCAACGGUGCCAUUCACAAGAACAAUUUUAAAUAUAUAAGAAAAGGUUACCAAGUGAUGGGUGUCUUUAUGAAAAACUGGGACAUGCUGGAUGAACGCGGUAUCUGUACAAGUGAUCAGGACUGCAGAGAUGCACACCAGCUCUGUGAGAUGCUUGACAUCCCUUUCUAUCAGGUUUCCUUUGUGAAAGAGUAUUGGCAUGAAGUCUUCAGUAACCUAGUAAAGGAGUAUGAAAUGGGAAGGACUCCGAACCCUGAUAUAAUGUGUAAUAAAAAUAUCAAAUUCAAAUGUCUGUUGCAUUUUGCCAUGGAAAUGUUGGGGGCUGAUGCAAUGGCAACCGGUCAUUAUGCCAGAACGUCACAAGGCGAUGAAGAAGUUUUCCAGCAGAAGUCCAUUGGAAAUACAGAAGAUAUUUUAUAUAACCAUGGUAAGGAUGCUGUAAAACUCUUGAAGGCUGCUGAUCCACAGAAAGACCAAACUUUCUUUCUGAGUCAGAUAUCUCAGCAUGCUUUGCGACAUACCAUCUUUCCCCUUGGAGAAUUCAGGAAAAAUAUUGUAAAGGAAAUGGCAGCAGAGGCAGGAUUUCACCAUAUAUUGAAAAGAAAAGAAAGCAUGGGAAUCUGUUUCAUUGGAGAAAGAAACUUUGAACAUUUUAUUCUUGAGUAUCUCGAACCUCGUCCUGGAAAUUUUGUUUCUAUAGAAGAUGGAAAAAUAAUGGGGACACAUAAAGGUUGGUUUCUGUUCACUUUGGGACAACGUGCCAGGAUAGGUGGUCAAAGUGAUGCUUGGUUUGUAGUUGAUAAAGAGAUCAAAACUGGCGACGUAUUUGUGGCACCAGGCACCUGUCACCCAGCUUUGUACAGGAACUCACUUGAAACUGACCCUGUCCAUUGGAUCGCUCAAAAUCCACCUGCAGACCUGCUCAGGGAUGGAGUGAUGCAGUGCAGUUUUCGCUUCCAGCAUCAAAUGCCUCUUGUGCAGUGUCAAAUAACACUCAAUGCAGAUUCUACAGUUUUGGUGACCCUUGUCAAACCAGUCAGAGCACCAACACCAGGACAGUAUGCUGUGCUGUACAAGGAUGACGAAUGCCUUGGCAGUGGCAAGAUAACGAAACUUGGCCUGUCCAUGUACAAGGCAGGAGAGGAUAAAUUGGCAAAUUUCGGAAGACCGGUGUUACCAGAUAACAAAUCCAUGCCGUAACGUGUAGUUCAACUUGGCAAGAUGCUGUGAACCACCGGAACUAAUAGGAAUAACUGCAUGAAUCCAUCUGUAACCAGACUAGAAUCGGAGUAGACUUCAUUGUUGCAUGAAGACCAUUUCUCACUACCUCCCCUUAAACCCAAUGUUCAAAUAUACUUUAAUAUUUACCAUGGAGGUUAACCCUGGCUUUUGAGAUGUUGCUUUUCUUGUGCCUUCGGUUAAUUUUCAAAUAUUUGCUUUUGGAUCCCACAUUCCUAUUAGUUCCAAAAAUGUUGUUGGUCAUGACUUUUCUAGUCCAUCAUGAAGCAAAUUUAUUCCUUAAUCCUUAGAACAUAUGUUUUAAUAUAUAUUAAGCUGAUCACAUUUUGUAAUUUAUUUUUUACAAUGAUUGCAGUAAUUUGAACUUGUUUUUGAUUAAAAAAAUAAAAAAACUGGAACUGGAAAAACAAUAAAUUAUGCAAUUUCUAAAUGGGACAGCCUUUUAAAAAAAAAGUAUUUGAAGAUAAUAUUGGAACUAGAUUAUCAAUCAUAUGUUGCAAUCUAUCUGAAAUAAUAGUUAUUGGAAGUGCAUAACAAACCUUUGGUUAUCAUUAUAUGUCGACUCUGCUACAAAUAAUAGUUUAGGCGGCACAAUAUCAUAGGUGGUCAAGUUCCUGCUUCACGUACGUCCGUGACCUCAGACGUGCCGGUUUGUGGGUUAAUUUGCUGCUGUAAAUUGCUGCCCCCUAGUGUGUGGGUAAAUGGAUGAGAAAGUGAGAUAGUAUCGAAUUUGUGUGAAUGGGAGAUCGAUGGUCGGCAUGGACCCAGUGGGCCAGAUCCCGUUCUGUAUCUUUCAAUAAUUAAAUAGUGGACCAGAAAUGUUUGCAUUCCCAAACAAGAUGAGUUUUGGUGAGUGUUGCACCAUAUGUUGUAGUUUGGUUUCAGGACUAGGGACAUGGAGGGCUAGUUCGUGUGAGGGAUUGUGGAAUUAUGACAGUGUCUUGCAGGUGAUAUGAGAUUGGGAUGUAGUCCUGGAGCAGGUAAUAUGGAAUAACAUUGCCAGGAAUCACUGCUCUAUUGGUUGCUGGAUUGAUUAAAGGAGAAGGAUAAGGGUCAAGGACAAAAGGAUUCAUAAUUGUGUAAAAAAUAUAGAACAAUACAGUGUAGGAAUUGGCCCUUCAGCCCACAUAGUUUGUGCUGAACAUGAUGCCGUUAAAUCGGGGGUUCCCAACCUUUUUCGUCCCGUUUACUCCUGG
Messenger RNA from Leucoraja erinaceus (little skate), 2922 nucleotides. RefSeq names its product tRNA 5-methylaminomethyl-2-thiouridylate methyltransferase (gene trmu). The transcript has 12 exons. The record is from RefSeq and is a predicted model, not a curated record. Gene Ontology annotation, cellular component: mitochondrion. Gene Ontology annotation, molecular function: sulfurtransferase activity. Gene Ontology annotation, biological process: tRNA wobble position uridine thiolation. NCBI's taxonomy places the organism in Eukaryota, Metazoa, Chordata, Chondrichthyes, Rajiformes, Rajidae. Bases 437 to 1687 code for a protein of 416 amino acids.